Styela clava is the source of this 558-nucleotide messenger RNA. RefSeq names its product small ribosomal subunit protein eS12-like. The record is from RefSeq and is a predicted model, not a curated record. Gene Ontology annotation, molecular function: structural constituent of ribosome. Gene Ontology annotation, cellular component: ribosome. Gene Ontology annotation, biological process: translation. Lineage: Eukaryota; Metazoa; Chordata; Ascidiacea; Stolidobranchia; Styelidae.
UGAUGACUCUCCAAAUACGAAACAAUUUUCUAGCCUUUUACAACUAAAAUAUUGAAGAGAGGACGCAUCGAGGACAUCCGCAUAAUUUACAAUCAUGUCUGACGCGGAAGGAGAUGAUGUUCCACAAGCACCGGUCAAAGUAGAGUCAGGCGGACCAAUGGAUUUAAAUUCCGCUUUACAAGAAGUGUUGAAGAUGGCAUUGAUACACGACGGCCUUGCUCGUGGACUUAACGAAGCUGUCAGAGCACUUGAUAAGAGACAGGCUCAUCUCUGUGUCCUUGCAAACAAUUGCGAUGAACCUGGUUAUGGGAAAUUGAUCGAAGCAUUGUGCAGCGAACAUCAGAUCAAUCUUAUCAAGGUUGAAGACAACAAAAAACUUGGUGAGUGGGCAGGUCUUUGUAAGAUCGACAGAGAAGGAAAGCCAAGAAAAGUUGUUGGAUGCAGUUGCGUAGUCGUGAGGGACUAUGGAAAAGAAACACAAGCACAUGAUGUCCUGUUGGAGCAUGUGAAGGCUUCUAAAAAUUGAGCUAUGGUGUAUAAUAAAUAUAAUGUAAAAUA